Molecule: messenger RNA, 1910 nt
Organism: Macrosteles quadrilineatus (aster leafhopper)
Lineage: Eukaryota; Metazoa; Arthropoda; Insecta; Hemiptera; Cicadellidae
Gene: atms
Product: RNA polymerase II-associated factor 1 homolog
Exons: 11
Coding region: 96-1871 (591 amino acids)
Biological process (GO): transcription elongation by RNA polymerase II
Cellular component (GO): Cdc73/Paf1 complex
Molecular function (GO): chromatin binding; RNA polymerase II complex binding
Source: RefSeq, a predicted model, not a curated record
CUUUUAGUUGUAGCCUUCAUGGAGAUUGUUUAUAUUUUUAUUAAGUUAAAGAAUGAAAGAUUUUAACGUGUAAAGUGACAUUUAUUCAAUUCAACAUGCCUCCAACAAUCCAAACCAACGUGAAUGCAGAUCGCGAUAAAAGACCUCCGAGGACAGGAGAAAAAAGGUCUGAGUUAGUGUCUCGAGUGAAAUACUGCAACACUCUACCUGACAUACCUUUCGAUCCAAAGUUUAUUACAUAUCCAUUUGAGUCAAGAAGGUUCAUAGAGUACAAUCCUACUUCAUUAGAACGAAACUACAAAUAUGAAGUCCUAACAGAACAUGAUCUUGGAGUCACAAUAGACCUGAUAAAUAAAGACCUUUACACUCCUGAUUUCGGACAAACUUUGGAUCCAGCUGAUGAAAAACUUUUGGAGGAAGACAUCCUGACUCAGACAGAUUCAAAAAGGUCACGGCAUCACGGAAGAAGUGUAUCAUGGUUGAGGAGAACAGAGUACAUUUCUACCGAACAAACAAGAUUCCAGCCUCAGACUAUGGAUAAAGUUGAGGCCAAAGUUGGCUACAGUAUUAAAAAGAACCUCAAGGAUGAAACAUUAUUUUUGGACCGCGAGAGUCAAAUCAAGGCCAUUGAGAAAACGUUUGUGGACGCUAAACAGCCCAUUGAUAAGCACUACAGCAAACCGAAUGUUACCCCAGUUGAAAUUCUGCCUAUCUUCCCCGACUUCAAGUUGUGGAAGUAUCCGUGUGCACAAGUCAUCUUCGAUUCUGACCCAGCGCCUGUGGGUCGACCAGUGCCGGCGCAGAUUGAAGAAAUGUCUCAGGCUAUGAUCAGGGGUGUGAUGGACGAGAGUGGAGAGCAGUUUGUCGCGUACUUCCUACCAACAGAAACAACCCUGGAGAAGCGAAGACACGACUUUACGCAGAAUAUCGAGUACACAGAGGACGAGGAGUAUGAGUACAAGAUGGCGCGUGAGUACAAUUGGAACGUCAAGAGCAAGGCUAGCAAGGGCUACGAGGAGAACUACUACUUGGUCAUGCGACCAGAUGGAGUCUACUACAACGAGCUUGAGACAAGAGUGCGACUGAGCAAGCGUCGGCAGAAGGCAGGUCAGCAGGUGAACAACACACGGCUUGUGGUCACUCACCGAACACUCAACGCCACAGAAUUCAAAAUGCAACGUUAUCGGGAGAAGGUACUCGAGCCUCCCAAUGAGGAGGAAGAGGAAGAAGAAGAAGAGGAGGAGGAAGAAGCACCUCAAGAGAGGGCAAACAAAUCAGAUGACGAUGAAAAGGCCUCUUCCGAGAAAGAAGACAAGGACCGCAGUGGUAAUGAGAAAGAUGACAGCGAGAAAGAGGACGGCAAAGAAGACAAGGGCGGGGAAAGUGACAAAGAAAAAGAAGACAGAGAUAGUGAUAAGGGGGGAGAGAGUGAUAAAGAAAAAGGAGACAGUGACAAGGACGAAAGUGACAAUGAAAAGCGAGACAGUGACAACAGACAAGAAAGUGGUGACGAGCAGCAAAGUGACGGUGAGAAAAGAAGUGUCGGAGGAAGACAAGACAGUGACCAAGAACAAGAAGAAGGAUCCCCUAAAAAGAAGCGUGACAACAGCGAUGAUGCUAGAAGUAACAACAGUUCAUCAGACUCUGGCAGCGGCAGUGAAGGUGAAGGUGGCGAGGCUGACAACAAGACUGCUGCGGGAGAUAGAGCUUCACACACCUCAGGGUCACGUAGCUCCUCUCCUAGAUCACGCAGCCAGUCACGGUCUCCUCAGAGGUCGAGGUCAGGCUCCCCACCCCGCAAGUCCCAAUCCCGGAGCCGUUCUGCCUCUCCCAGCGGCAGCGGCAGUGACUCUGCUAGUGAUAGCGAAUAAUACAACUUGUUCUUUUAAUAAUAAUAACUACAUCAAUAA